GCAAGGUAGUGAUGGGGGGAUUUCCAAAAGUAUGAUYGAUGAUUGUUUUUUCUUUCUUCAUCAAAACCUGCUUCCUCCGAACCAUCGGCAACACGCAUCAAAAUAAACCCCGAUGCUCCUACCUACCGGCAACUAGCCCCGCAURCACCAAAAUGACAGCGACGUUGCCACUGCGUUUUCUAUCGAUCRAGGCCCUCGCGGUCCUGCUAGCUUUGGUCCACCCGGGGGACGCGUUUCGCUGCCAUCCCCGCUGCCAGCGCGCCGAUGCUGCCCAGAAAUCCAGGCAGUUGCACCGACCGGGGACGGCACMGCUGUCCGCCGGAACGAGCGGCAGCGACGACGGCAGCGACGGCGUCAAUAACAAUGACACAGACGAACCAUGGCAGCCCCCGCCCCGCCGGGAAGCGACCAUCCGCCUCGCCAAGAGCGGGAGGGAGGCCACCCUGGUGUCMCGGACGGUCCCGAUCCACCCGGGCUUUUCGGUCACGGUCUGGGAGUGGAAGAACCCCUCCGAGCUGGUGAACGCGUACUGGGAGUCGGCGGCCGCCGCGCUGGACCCCUUCGGCCUGGUCUCGUGGCCGGGAUCGGUGGUGGCGGCCCGGGAGCUCUGCCGGAACUACGAGGAGGCCGUCUACGGCCGCAGCGUCGUCGUGCUGGGGGCGGGGGUGGGGGUGGAGGCCCAGGCGGCCGCSAUGCUGGGAGCGGGGAGGGUCACCGCCACCGACGUCCACCCGACCACCCUGCAGCAGCUGGAGCUCGGGGUUGCCCGGAACGAGGAACUCUCCGGGAGCAAAGCAGAAUCGGUGGUCUCCACCGAGAUCCUGGACCUCUACAAGACCAAGGACGAGCAGCCGAUCCCGUCGCCGUGCGAUUUGSUGGUGGUGGCCGACGUCCUGUACAACGAGGAGCUKGCGACCCAGGUGUGCCGGCGGUGUGCCGAGGCCCUGGAAGCAAACCCGGAGGUCCGGAUACUGGUCACCGACUCCCAGCGGUUCGUCCCGGAGUUCAUCGACGAGCUCAACGAGGCCCUGGCGAAGGUGGCACCUUCCACGCCGCCCGUUGCGUGGAAGGUCGAAAUAUUGAAGAGCUUCGAGGGAUCGGGGGUGAUCAUCGAGGAGGAUCAAACAUACGACGUCACCGUACAGAGCCUAUGGAUUGGUUUGCAAUAACGUUCUUCCUGCACKCAUCGGCACGAGCCAAGCUUGCUUCUAAUUCCGUAGUUGCCGUUUUGGGCAUKGUCGUUCUAUGUUUUGUUGCAGUAUGACUGGUCAGCUUAUUAUUACUUGUGUCGUACUGUAAUGCUAUUGGAACAAUGUGCAUCGAUUCUUCGUUUUGGUCGGCGUUUCUCGCGUCGAUUUGCUCCUCUAUGAUUUUUUGUCCACAGAACCAGCACACUGCGGUCCAGCAGUCAAUGCCUUACAUAUUGCUGUGGCUAUUGGACCUAGGACGAUCCUUCCAGCUCUUUCAACAACUUGGUCAUUUUUUCGUCCACGACCGCCAGGUCGGCCGCCACGGGAAUGCUCGCCUCAAAGUCUCGGUAUGUUGGAAUCACCUCGAAUCCCAGAGAUUGCAGCAGUCCCAGUCCGCCCUCUACUCGAGUUAUUUUGUCCGCGACCUUGUUGCUGAGCUUGAACCUWCGGUACUUGGGUUCCCACGGGGUCUUCCUGGAGUUCUGUAGAUACUUCAGCCCGAUAGACAGCACCUCGGCCACGGACGACGGAGCGUUGCGUUCUAGGGCGUGCGCCAACGCCUGGUCCACACCGUCUCGUCGUUCCGGCCUCGGCUCCCCGGCGUACGCCGCUUUCCCAUCGAGUUUUCCUGGAGGYAUUGUUGUCACGAGUUCUUCGACGGGAAUUUUUGAUACAGUUGUGAGGGCGGUGGCAGCUGCCGUGUUUGGAUCGUGGCCAGCCAGAACCAGCUUUUCAAACUCGGCCUUGAAUCGUAUUGAAAUCUCUUGGUGGUCCCCUCCUUCCGAGCCAUCCAGCGUUCGCUUCAGAUACGGAUUCUCGUCGGGAUCGCUGUCCUUUUCGUCACCGGCACCGGUCUCCAUUUCACGGGCAGACAUUUCGAUCAUGGACAGURGUUCUUUCGUGGAAGCGGGCGAACGACCGAGCCACGAUUGAAACAUGGCUUCGAUUCGAAGGUCUCCACCCCGGCAGGCGGUUACCACCUCCUGUCGGCUGUCGCUGGCCGACACGACAACUUCUCCGGAUAUGGCAUCCAGCACUACAAGCGAAGGAAUACCCCUAACCCCGUAUGUUACGUUCAGCGACUGCUUUACGAAUUCUAGCUGAUCAAAGGGGAUAGCUUUCCACGGCAUCGUCCGAUAAUAUUGAUUGAAACUCUGCUGGUCUCGAUCUCCACUCACAAAGACGACCUCCAAUCCGUGCGUUUCGAAUGUUUCGGAAAGAUGGUCAUACAGUUCGGCCAGCAUGGGUGUGAAUCCUCGGCAAGGCCCACACCUAUCGCAUCGUG
Pseudo-nitzschia multistriata is the source of this 2475-nucleotide messenger RNA. Lineage: Eukaryota; Bacillariophyta; Bacillariophyceae; Bacillariales; Bacillariaceae. The record is from the annotation of a GenBank genome assembly.